AUGGCUAGGAACAAGGCUAAGUUUGAUGGGCAGGUUAGCACCCACCUGCAAAUUACCAGGAAUUGUAUUUCUUUUCUUCAUAAACUUAUACUCUAUCAAAGAUUCACUUACAUCUGCUCCCCACCUCUAGUGGAAAGAUCCAACUCACAUAGAGUAAGCACAGUGUACUGGUCCCCUCCUACCUACCCAUACAUUAAAAUUAACACUGAUGGCAGUUUUGCUCCCUUUGGAGCUGGGGUGGGAGGUGUGUUCAGAAAGCAUUUUGGACAGUGCAUCCUGUAUUUUCAGGCUUCUGUUUGUGUUGUUGACGCUCUUGAAGCUGAAUUAACUGCAGUCUACUGGGCCAUCACUCUUCCUAAAAUGAACCACUGGCACAACUUAAUUAUUAAGGGGUAUUCUGAAGUACUUCUACAGAUGUUACAAGAUAGAAGACAAGAUUCUUGGUGUCAUGCUCAAUGGGCUAACAAGAUUAUGUGCAUGCUGUCUACUCUCAAGGCUCGGUUGGCUUUUAUUUACAGGGAAGGAAAACAACCUGCAAACUGGCUUGCAAGAAAUGGUCUGUAUAUUGUUGAGAGUCUUGUUUCCUAUACUCCACCCCUCUCCUUUUUUUGCUGGCUGGAGAUGCUUUAG
Molecule: messenger RNA, 630 nt
Organism: Phalaenopsis equestris
Lineage: Eukaryota; Viridiplantae; Streptophyta; Magnoliopsida; Asparagales; Orchidaceae
Exons: 1
Coding region: 1-630 (209 amino acids)
Molecular function (GO): RNA-DNA hybrid ribonuclease activity; nucleic acid binding
Source: RefSeq, a predicted model, not a curated record